AUGCUAAUCCUAGCAACCGCCGUCUUCCUCUACUACACCAUAUGGACGCUCCUGAUGCCCUUCGUAGACGAAGACCACCCCCUCCAACAACUCUUCCCCCCGCGCGUCUGGGCCAUCCGCCUGCCUGUCAUUCUCAUCCUACUUGGCUCGGCGGUCGUGGGGAGCUUUCUGAGCGUUGUCAUGAUUAGGAGUAAUCGGCGGAGGGCGCUGAAGGCGAAGAAGGCGUCGUAG
Coniosporium apollinis CBS 100218 is the source of this 231-nucleotide messenger RNA. RefSeq names its product dolichyl-phosphate mannosyltransferase polypeptide 2. The transcript is spliced from 2 exons. Bases 1 to 231 code for a protein of 76 amino acids. NCBI's taxonomy places the organism in Eukaryota, Fungi, Ascomycota, Dothideomycetes. Gene Ontology annotation, cellular component: dolichol-phosphate-mannose synthase complex; endoplasmic reticulum membrane. The record is from RefSeq and is a predicted model, not a curated record. Gene Ontology annotation, molecular function: enzyme regulator activity. Gene Ontology annotation, biological process: GPI anchor biosynthetic process.